AUGCAGCUUGCAACUGUUUCGUUUCUCCCCUUUGCACGGGUCCCCAUGAGGAAUGCGCCACCGGGCACACGCUGUGCUCACGAGGACGGACGCAAGGGAUGCGAGAGCAUGAGGCCUGGUUCUGGUCAGGGCGGCCUAAGCACGGAAGAAACCAAAAAACCAAAACGACCCAAAAAAACGGGAAGUCUAUUCGAGAGGUUCGUCCGCGCCUGCAGGAGAAAAUGGAAAAUCAAACGGUCUAGCACCAUCCACAACCCCUCCCGUCCCGACCAAGAGUAA
Molecule: messenger RNA, 279 nt
Organism: Penicillium samsonianum
Lineage: Eukaryota; Fungi; Ascomycota; Eurotiomycetes; Eurotiales; Aspergillaceae
Exons: 2
Coding region: 1-279 (92 amino acids)
Source: RefSeq, a predicted model, not a curated record